Molecule: messenger RNA, 861 nt
Organism: Lathyrus oleraceus (garden pea)
Lineage: Eukaryota; Viridiplantae; Streptophyta; Magnoliopsida; Fabales; Fabaceae
Exons: 8
Coding region: 1-861 (286 amino acids)
Source: RefSeq, a predicted model, not a curated record
AUGGCAAGGCCAUUUGAGAAAAUAGCUGAUAUUAAUGAGACAAAAGAGUUACGGAAAGUUGCAGUAAAAAUACACCACAAAUGGACUUUGUCAUGGUGUGUUACCAUAGAAACCACAAAGAAACUGAAAGCAACUGGAAAUGGUUGGUACUAUUUGGCAUGCUGUAAAUGUCCAAGAGUAGCAAAGGGGGCCUCUCCGUCAUAUACAUGUUCUGAUGGAAAUUCAUCAGAGACUAAAAUUUAUAGGUAUAAAAUUGAGGUUGAAAUAGUUGAUAAUGGAAUUUCAAGCAUUUUUGUCUUUUGGGAUCAUGAGUGUAAUGAAUUGUUGGAAAUAUAUGCAUCUCAACUCCGCAAAACAAUGUUGCAGGAUGGUAUUAGCAAUCCACUUGAAUUUUCAUUGGUCCUUGAUAAUUUAAUUGGGCAUGGAUUUGCAUUCAAAGUUAAAUGGCAACCAAGGUGGAAAAAUGCAAGUGUCAUGAUGGUCGUACAUGACAAAGAAACUAUUCAUAAAUUACUAGCGCAAUGGGAAGUUUGUAAGCCUACUACGAAUGAAGUUAAACUAUUUGAUGAUCAACUUAACCAAAUAAGGGAAAGUGUUGAUGAAACAAUGUUGGCCGAGGAAUGGAAUAUCAUAAAUGAUUUGGAAAUCACCUCUAAAUUGAAUUCACAACUUUUGCCUUCUGAUCUAUUUGCAAUCAUGAACUAUACAACCCUUGAAAAAGCAAAGGCAAAAACAUCACCACCAGUAACUCCAAUCAAUGAAAUAGUUAGAUCAACAACAGCACCACCAAUUACUCCAAUCAAUUCUAGGAAAAGGCUUGCAGUUCAUGCUUCAAGCUAUUCUGCCACUUUGAAAGAAUGA